This is a messenger RNA of Psilocybe cubensis, 1362 nucleotides long. RefSeq lists its product as uncharacterized. The record is from RefSeq and is a predicted model, not a curated record. Bases 1 to 1362 code for a protein of 453 amino acids. Gene Ontology annotation, molecular function: transmembrane transporter activity. Gene Ontology annotation, biological process: transmembrane transport. Lineage: Eukaryota; Fungi; Basidiomycota; Agaricomycetes; Agaricales; Agrocybaceae. The transcript is spliced from 13 exons.
AUGAAUGUCGCCAUCGUCAAUCCGGCAGUCAUUCUACUAGCCGAGGAGUUCAACCUGAAGCCAGUAACUGCAACAUAUCAGACCACUGUCGCAAUCGGUACAAGCGCACUGGGUCCACUUCUUCUUACUCCAAUAGCAAAUGUCUACGGUCGGCGACCAGCGUACCUGUUAUCUGUAUUUCUCGGCUUUGCAUCUGCUGUUGGUUCAGCCAAGGCAACAUCGUUUCGCACACUUAUCGUUGCUCGAAUAUUCAAUGGGAUGGGCUCUUCGGCUGCUCUUGGACUAGGUGCUGGAACGGUGGUAGAUCUCUUCUUUGAACACCAUCGAGGCAGGGCAAUGGGGAUAUUCGCUUUGAUGUCCACGAAUGGUGCUCAUUUAGCUCCCAUUGUCGGUGGAUACGUCGCACAGGCAAGAGGUUGGCGAUGGACCUUUUGGGUUGGAGCAAUUUUAAACGGCGCGUUCUUUGUCAUGGCAUGCAUAUUUAUGCCGGAAACUAUAUUCGAUCGACCGAAAGAACGUAGCACCGAUGAGAAUGUGUUGGACGAUCUCAAAGACAGUGAAGAGAGGAUAGAGGAUGCUAUAACGGGUGACGUGUGCAAGGCGCCUCCAAUGUCCCUAAAGACCUACAUACGUCGGCUUUGGAUAUGGGAUCUCGACAAACCUGCUACACGAAAAAUAAAAGCAACUGACUUCCUCGUCAAACCGUUGAGCAUGCUCAAAUAUCCUUCUGUGGCUUUUCCAGCGUUGUACUACGCCGUGACGUAUGGUUUCGCAUCUAUCGAACCUGCUCUCACAGUGGCGACAUUAUUCACCAAAAUAUAUCACUUUGACACCAUUAGAAACGGCCUGGCCAACGGCGUGAGUCUCCUGGUUGGAGCGACAUUGGGAGAACUGUGUUCAGGCCCUGUAACAGACGCCAUGAUGGCUCGUGCACGGCGGCAGGCUCUUAUACGGGGUGAAACCGCCGCACCAGAGGUGCGCCUUCAAGGAAUCUGGACAGGGGCCGUGACUGUCCCCCUUGGAUUGCUCAUAUGCAAGUCAUUCCGUUCCGAAUGCGAAUGCAUGGCGGUAGCCUGCUUUGGAAUCCAAAUCGUUACCUCUGUAUGCUACACGUACAGCUGCAGCGAUUGCUACCGCUCGAGAAGUAACGACGUCAGCCAAUGCUUCAACUUCUUUCGACAGGUGCUCGGCUUGACCUUGGGAUUCUACUCAAUCCCUUUCGGUGAAAAGAUCGGCUUCGAAUGGUCCUUCACCUUUUUUGCUGGUAUAUGUAUCGUCUCUUUUUUACCGAUUGUUUUCCUCAUGUAUCGAGGAGCAAAAUGGAGGCAAUAUCUUGGUAACCCGGAUUCCAAGUCGGAGUAG